GGGAACGCCUGGUUGCUGCCUGAACGUUCAGUUGGUGCGCGGUUUGGUUAGCGGACAGUGUGAUUUUCGGAUACCUAAUUAACUCUUUUAUAACGGUAGUGUUCGUGUGCGGUUGCAGUGGUAGUGCUUAGUGUGUGGUUACGAUGAACACGUUCAUCACGAGCAGAGAGAUCCAUUAUCAGUGCGGCUAAUCAGUGCCCGGACCACAGUAGUUGUAGUGCGGUAAGUGAGAAGCAAAAAUCAUGGAUACGGAAUUCUACAUCCACCCUUCGGCGACCAACAACAACCCUCCAGUAAGGAAGAAAUGGAGCACCUCCUCCAUAUCCGGAUUGGAGAGCUUGGAGGAAGUGAUGGAGACGAUGGACCAAUAUACCAAAGACGACCUUCCUACGUUGCCUACGUCACGUCAGGCGCUGGAGGAUAAGAGAGGACGACGUAAAUCGUGGCAUCCCACUAUAGGAAAGUUUGAGAAGAAGCGACGCAAGAGUGCAGCCUCCACCGACCCGGCCUCGCCUGCUGGAGAUGAUAUCAAAUACCAUCGUCAGAAGCGUCCGUCUUGGUGGACCAUCUUUGUGCCUGAACACUUCAACACCAAAUCUAACAAGGCUCGACGAUCUUCGACCGAUGUAGGACGACCGGCGGCUGAGGAACCAAUACGAUUUGUGAGAAGCAAAAGUCGCUCCGUAGACCAUGGGUUCAGUUCCCCCUUUGACUUGGACUCGCUCCGUAGCAAGGUGGAGGGAAGGUUCGAGAGUGUCGACCGUCUGUCCAGGGAUGGCAGCACUACUGGCAGUAAUUCGAGCCUUUCCGAAAAGAAAAUGCAGGGGAAAUUGUCACCACCUGUUAAUACCAUCACUUAUACGGUCGAGCCAAAUGACACCUUGGCAUCAGUUGCGGCCCAUUUUGACAUCACGCCCUCCGAGUUGGCCAUCCUGAACCGGUUGCCGUCCCGGACUGUGUUCCCAGGACAAGUCAUCCGGGUUCCGGACAAGCGGCGACGCGACCAGGACUCCGAGGAUAAGGAGAACAAACAGGACAACCCGGAGUCGGACAAGGGCGAUGACAAAGAGAAAGAUGACAAGAGUGAAGUGUGCGAUGAGGAAAUGGACAUGUUGGAGAAGCUGAGACUGACGUCACCCAAGCCUGGACAUGCAGAGAGAGUGCGGACCCCUCUGUCUCCCACCCCUGACACCUCCCACCAACGCUUCCUCAAGAUCAACGUACGCCACAUCACUGACGGACAGGGAGUUGUGAGCGGAGUGCUGCUAGUGACUUCCAAUGCUGUCAUGUUCGACCCCAAUGUCUCGGACCCGCUGGUAAUAGAGCACGGACCAGAGUCCUACGGUGUGAUCGCCCCUAUGGAGUACGUUGUCAACGUAGCGAUAUACCACGACAUCGCUCACAUGAGGGUCGGCUCACACGACCAGUUUAGACCUGACUGGCCCAAGCCUGAGGUGUACCAUCUGAAGGAGCCGUUUCCCCCUGCCACUGACGGAGAAGGCAGCAGUGGCACUCUGUUGACCAUCAACCAAGGAGACUCGAUAGACAGUGGCGAUCCUCACCACUCGCCCUCCGCUAGGGAGGACUCCCUACUGGCCAAGGAUGAGACGUUCCCUGAGCUCAGGUCCUCGACUGAGGAUGAGGAGGAGGAGGAUGCAGGAAGUCUGUGCUCCUGUAGUGUGCCGAGGGAGGGAGACGCCUUCCCUAAGGCCUUUGACAGAGACCUAGUCACCCCGACCAACUUGUCCACCACCACUGAGAAACAGGAAUCUGAAGCAGAAGACCCUACGCCCAAAAACGAGAGUGUGGCGUUGAUAAGAUCUCUGGAAGAGAGAAGGAAAUCUUCCCUGGACCAUCACUGGGCUGUGCCUAGCAAGGUCAGGUCGCUGGAGGAGCAGAGUGCUAGUGUGUCAGACACACAAGUGAUGGACAACAAUAGACGCAACAGUGAGGGCCUUCUGGUCAAACUGUCUUGCCAUGACUCGGGCAUUGACAUCAGAGACCCACCGCCUGUAGUACCACAGGUACCACGCAAGUCGACAUAUUCAGACGCAGACGUGUUGUUGAGUGAUGAGUUUGUGCCACCGGUGCCAAUACAACCUUUACGACCAACUGGUGCCGCCGUUAGCUUCAGUCUCGACCAAUCACAGGAGAGAUCUGUCUCCGAGAGUCACGACGGCAUCAACCUCAGGGAUAAGGACGACCACGAGAAAGAGACAAAGAAAAACAAGAUGCUGAAGCGACUCUCUUACCCCCUCUCUUGGAUGGAAGGUCUCUCAGGAGAUAAGGAGGAGAAGGAUUCCCUCCCCUCCUCUGCCGAGAGCCAUCCCCCCUCCUCACACUCUGCGUCCUCCAGUGUGUUCUCUAAAGUGUUCUCUAGUUCUCCCAUUAACAUGGUGACGGAUUUUAGUUCCGGACUUUUCACCAAGACUCCGAGCGAAGAGGGAGGUCGUUUCCCCUUUCCCCCCUCCACCCCCGAGCCUCCCCCCACUCCAGCCUCUGCAGACCCUUCCAAACCCCAAGGUCUAGCAAGCUUCUCGCCAUCAAAUAUCACUAGCGCCAUUACUAACGUAGGGCGUUCCUCAGUCGGCACCUUCAUCAGACAACAACAUCAGCCGCAUCACAAAGACAAGACCGGCCCCAAGCUGGACUAUCGCAGCAUGGUCAGCGUAGAGGACAUGCCCGAACUCUUUGUCUCCUUUGACAAACUGAUACCUCGGCCAGCGCAGUCAUGUGAUGACCCUCCACUUUACCUGAGGCUGCGGAUGGGCAAACCAAAGGACAAGAAAAUACCAAAGAGCACCCCGAUCAUGUCCUACGGCAAGAAGAAGAUGAGGCCUGAAUAUUGGUUCAGUGUGCCGCGAGAACGGGUGGACGACUUGUACCGGUUCCUAAUGGUGUGGGUGCCUCAGUUGUACGGAGAUCUGGACGAGACUACAGUGGCCGACAGAGGCUACGAGCUGGUUGACUCUGACACGGAAUUGUGGGAAACGGAGGACGCUACUGCGCGACAAGACGGACGACGAGGCAGCGACGACGACGACAUCGCGGACCUCACACGCGAGAGUUGGGAGGUUCUCAAGGCGCCGUACUGUAAGCUCUACACUAUAUUGAAGACCCAGGCAACAAUGGGUUCCACUGAAACAGGCGAUGAGGUGUUGUCUAUGAGUGAAGAGCUACGGAGGGCGCUGUAUGCUAGUUCUUCUCUUGACCUCGAGCUUUGCCUUCCCGACCUCAACGGAGUCACUGAGAUACUCUCCGAGGACCAUCGCAAGUCUCUGUGUCGCCAUCUACCCGCCAGAGCCGAAGGAUAUGUCUGGACGUUGGUGUUCAGCACCUCACAGCAUGGCUUCUCCCUCAACUCCAUGUACCGCAAGAUGACAAGGAUAGAGAGUCCGAUCCUGAUGGUCAUCCAGGACACGGAUAACAACGUGUUUGGCGCCCUGACGUCUUGCGCACUGAAGAUGUCUGACCACUUUUACGGCACCGGGGAGUCGCUGCUGUUCAGGUUCGCCCCUGAAUGUCAAGUGUACAACUGGACGGGCGACAACCUCUACUUCAUCAAGGGGAACAACGAGUCCUUGUCAAUAGGCGCUGGAGAUGGCAAGUUCGGACUGUGGCUGGAUGGAGAUCUCUACCAGGGACGGACAGAGCCUUGCAACACUUACGGCAACGAUCCCCUCACGCCUUCCGUGGACUUUGUCGUCAAAACACUCGAGUGCUGGGCAUUCAUAUAACCUGUACAGUUACCGACGUUACCGACACGAUCUAUAUUUGUUGUAUUAUUUAUUAUUAUAUACAGUUUAGUCUGAGAAGAUGAAUGAUUUGUAGGUUAGGUCUUAGCUGCAUAGCCGUCAGUCAAUUCAUAUGAUAUAGGAUAUAAAUAUAUAGUUAGAGUUUACUGUUAUCUUAAUAUAGGAUGUAUAUUUUUGUCAGAUAGUUUUUAGGCCGGCCAAAUCGUAUGGUGUGAUAUGUAAUUUCGGACCCGACUGUUUACAAUUCGAAGGAUUUCUAUAUCACUUAUUAUUGUUUCGGAAGCUUUUUAUAUAUUUUUUACUUAGUAUGGAUACUAUGUUUUUGUAAAACAUGUAUCAUUGUGAUUUGGUUUUGAAUAGCCGAGAAUUAUGAUUGGAAUUUUUUAUUUAAGUUUUUCAACUUUUUAAAUACAUUUUUUUAGAGCCGAUAUUAUUUAAAUAUUUUAAAUACACUAAAAUUAUUUUGUCUCCUGUUUUCACAUUAAGUUUGUCUUGUUUUCGAAUGUGAAAGCAUAUUUAUAGUUUUAGCCAGGCACAUGAACAUUGUUUUUCACCCUGAGCCUAUAUUCUACAUUGUUUCCACUGAUUACGAUUGUUGAAUUGCUUAUUUAUGACCUUUCCUUUACCCAGCUUUCCGCACUGUUGUACAUUCGAGUUUCAGGCGUUGUUGCGUUUGUGUGCCUGGCCAAGACGUUGAGAACUGAUUAGCGUAGGUGUUACCGGGUUUGGCCGCUGUAAAUGUAAAUAUUGCGUUAAUCUUAACUAGUCAUUGCGUUAUGGUGAAGAUAUUUUCUAAUGGUCAAAAUGUCGAGAUCUGUUAUUUAUAGUGGGUUAUAUUAAUGGUAAUGCCAAAAUAGAAUGUUCAUGCCAUCUGUUGUCAUAGUUUAGUUGUAUGAGUGUCGUACCCACCAACAGUAAAUGUUAAAUUCGUAGGGGGGAUAUUUUAGCGUUGAAAUUUGUAAUUUAUUUUUCAACCGUUGCGAAACCUAGUUUGCGCUUUAAUCGGACCUGUUAAACGGCAUCAGUCCGCAAAUUGUUUGCAAUACUCUCAUUAAUUAACUGUUUGUAUGUAAUAUAUCGUAAUAUUUUGUAUUAAAACCUUUAAAAGUU
Macrosteles quadrilineatus (aster leafhopper) is the source of this 4865-nucleotide messenger RNA. RefSeq names its product TLD domain-containing protein 2-like. Gene Ontology annotation, cellular component: nucleus. The record is from RefSeq and is a predicted model, not a curated record. Lineage: Eukaryota; Metazoa; Arthropoda; Insecta; Hemiptera; Cicadellidae. Gene Ontology annotation, biological process: response to oxidative stress. The coding region runs from base 243 to 3737 and encodes 1164 amino acids. The transcript has 23 exons.